GAACAACUGUGAUUAAGUUAUGGCGUCCGACUGUGCCUGUCACGACGCUGAUUUUUUACUCGCCUGCUCGUCUAUGCUUCUGCCCUCUUCGGACGAGCCUCCAGAUUCAUCGCUUCCACGCGUCCUGGUUCACAAUGGACGUCCGUUCUGGCCCAAAGGCGUCGAAAGAUCAUGGCCAACGAGCCGUCCGCAAGCGGGUGGGUGGACCGAGAAGCAAGACCGGUUGCAUAACAUGUCGCAUUCGACGUGUCAAGUGUGACGAGGCCAGACCGCACUGUGCACGAUGCACCAGCACGGGGAGGAAGUGCGACGGCUACACCCGAUCUCCCUGGGAGGUCGUUGAUGUCACGUCUAUGGCGUCAAUGCUAGUGCUUUCGGACCCACGAGCCUCUUCCGACCCGUUCGUAGGACGAAGCUUCAAAGUUUUUGAGCAAUUGACCGCCCACUCGCUGUCUGGAAUCCUCGAGAUGACCUUAUGGCACGAUGUCCUGAGAGCGGCACAGCACAGCGAUGCACUUUUUCAUGCCGCGACUGCGCUCGGCUCCGCGCACGAGGCGUACCUUCAUCGCCAAUUCAACAUGGAGACGCCCGAGGAAGAUCGCGCCUUGCAACAGUACAACAAAGCCAUCCGGAUGCUAACCAAGCGCGACGCGCAGGAUGCCGAGCUCACACCGGACGUUGUCAUAACGUCGUCAAUCAUGUUCAUGACCAUUGAAAUGAUGAGACGUGAGUACGGCAAGGCGAUCAAGCAUCUCAAGGCGGGCAUAGGCAUCUUCGCAGAACAUCAUGGUCGGACAGCGUCGGACGGCCAAGCGAAGCCAACCCUGAUCCCGACCGAGCGACUCGAAGACAUCCUCCGCCAGCUGGAAACGCACCUGUGUGAGAUCAGCAUGGAUGGACCGCUAAGCAUGCCUCGACGGAGCCUGGUGAGCUACAAGGAGCUGCCGCGCAAAGGCGAGGCGUGGGCAUCCGCACCGGCAGGGCUUGACCAGCGAUGCUUCGAUAGCAUCACCGAAGCCCGCGCCGAGCUGGACAGCUACUGUCACAACCUAAUGUUCCUGUUCCACGAGAUCUUGGAGCCAGAUGUGUUCGCGACGCCGCCUGCGUCGGAGGCGUAUACGGAGCGCACCACUGACGCGUUUGCACAGGCCUUCGUGUCGUGGCGGCACCGUUUCGACGGCCUUAAGGCGAAACUGGCGCAGCGCCCGCGGCCCCUCUCAAGGCCGGAGCGCCGCACGCUCGCUCAACUGGAGAUGUAUCACCUCGUGGCGUCGCAGGUGCUGACGACGUACCUGUCGCUGGACGAGAUGAGCUGGGACAAGCACCAGGCCGGCUUCGAGCGGGUGCUAGACCUGUGCGACGUCAUAGUGGGGAAGCACGCUGGCGGCGUUGACAAAAGCGGAGGCAGCGACAACGACGAUGCCGCAUCGGAGGCCUACAACGGCUUUCAGCUCAACCACGGCAUCGUGGCCGCGUGCUUACACACGGCGUGGAAAUGCCGCGACGCCCGCGUCCGCCUGCGGGUCAUCGACCUGCUCUCGCAACAGCGUCAGGAGGGCCUCUGGGACGCCCAGCUCGUCAAGUGGGCCGUUUGCCACAUCGACGAGAUCGAGCGCGGACCGGGCUUGCUCGAGGCGGCCGCGCUGAGGGGCGACGGCGCCGACGUUAUCCCGCGCUGGAGGCGAAUCGUGCGCCUCGACGUGUAUUUCAGCGCCGAAGGUCGCGGGGCGGUGCUCGUUUUAUUCGUGCCCAAGGACGAGUCGAUGGAGAUAACGACCAUCAAGAAAGUCCUAAGCUGGUGACCGUUAGGCAAUGCUCCGGCGUUUGGUACGGCGUGCAGGAUCAGAAUCGGCCGCCCAUUAAAGACGGUAGACGUUUACGAUUGCAUUAUAGACAAAGGCAAUGUUGUUUCGUACGGGCGAAGUCGUUGUGCAAGGGACGUUCCCCCUUCCCCACAUACAGAUAUACAGAUGGAGAAAAAAAAUCGAAGAUGCAUCAUGUACAGAACAAACCCCACGUUCCACAAAUUUUGUGCGAGGUGCCUAGAAAGAGUUAUUUCUACAUAUAUCUUGGUAUCAUAGUUGGGAAAAGGGCGCAGCCAUUCCCUUGAACUCGCUCGCACGUGAUAUGCCAAAGGAAAGAAAAAAACUAAAUGGGAAGAACUAAAAAAUCCCUGCCUCCCCAAGAAAAAA
Molecule: messenger RNA, 2192 nt
Organism: Verruconis gallopava
Lineage: Eukaryota; Fungi; Ascomycota; Dothideomycetes; Venturiales; Sympoventuriaceae
Exons: 3
Coding region: 135-1802 (555 amino acids)
Biological process (GO): regulation of DNA-templated transcription
Molecular function (GO): DNA-binding transcription factor activity, RNA polymerase II-specific; zinc ion binding
Source: RefSeq, a predicted model, not a curated record